CAGAUGAGCACUAUGCAGCACGUGAAUCCCAGGGUGCGUGGGAUCCGAGCCCCAGUGAACCUGCAGGAUCUGGCUGCACACAUCUCAGAGCAGAUUGCACAGGGUGUAAAAAAGCCCUUCAAGAGGGUGAUUGAUGUCAGCUCAGGUGAUCCACAUAAGGCAGGAAUGCCCCCUAUCUCAUUUAUUCGCCAGGUCCUGGCAGUGUGUGUGUACCCUGAGCUCCUCAAAGAAAAAAGCCUUCCUCUAGAUGUCAGGCAGAGGGCGCAGCAGCUUCUGGACAUCUGUGGUGGAGGGAGUGUGGGUUCAUACUCUACAUCCUUCUGUGGUAUACCAGAAAUCCAGAAAAGCAUUUCUGAAUUUAUCACAAGGCGAGAUGGUGGCGUGCCUUCUCACCCAGAAGACAUCAUCUUCAGUUGUGGCUCACAGAUGAGUUUAUCGCUGGUUUUGCGCCUGUUUGCCAGCGUGGAGGGCAAAACUCAGACAGGUGUGUUGACCCCCAUGCCUUGCCCACAUACACUGCCCAUGCUGCUGGACAUGACUGGGCUCACACUGGUUCCAUACCGGCUUUUAGAGGAACAAGGCUGGGCUGUAGACCUGGGUGAGCUGCACAGAGCUUUAGAGGCGGCAAGAGUCCACUGUGAGCCCAAAGCCAUUUAUAUCAGCAACCCAGGAAAUCCUACAGGUCAUGUACAAGACAGAAAAACUAUAGAGAAGGUGAUUCAGUUUGCUGCUACCAACUGCCUCAUUUUGCUGGCUGAAGAGGUGUACCAAGACAGCGUGUAUGGCCAGGACAAAGAGUUUAUUUCCUACAAGAAAGUGCUCUCUGAGAUGGGUAAAACGUAUGCUGACACAGUGGAGCUGGUGUCUUUCCAUUCCUUAUCCACAGCCUACAUAGGAGAAUGUGGUCUGAGAGGAGGGUAUAUGGAGGUGAUUAACAUGGACCCAGCAGUGAAAAGGAUUUUGACCAUCCUUCCCAGCCUUUCGAGCCCAGUUUUACCGCAGCUGGCAAUGGAGAUUAUGAUCAAUCCACCCACACCUGAAGAUUCUUCCUAUAAUACAUACACACAGGAGAUCCAUCAUAUUGAGGAUACACUUUCCCAGAAUGCUAAGCGGGCGUGUGAGUUUCUGAAUAGAGUAGAAGGGAUAAGCUGCCAACCACCAAUGGCAGGAGUCUUCCUUUAUCCACGAGUGCACUUGCCACCUCACAUGCUAGCGGAGGCCAAGAGGUUGGGAGUGAAGGCAGAUGUGCUUUACUGUCAGAGAUUGCUGGAAGAAGAGGGUGUUUGUUUGGGGGCUGGUUAUGAGAAUGGGCAGGAAGAUAAAAACUAUCACAUCAGGCUGUGUAUUUUGGCUCCGCCUUCCACUCUGGAGGAGGUCCUGACACGUCUUUGUUCUUUCCACCUGCAGCUGCUGGACAAAUUUUUCUGACGGAAAUGUCAAGGACAAGAUGUGGGAAGCAUGUUCCCUUUAAUAAUGAUGCCAUUCUCUCUUCACACUCUUAUCUUUGGGAACAUAAAGUAACCAACAAUAAUCAUGUAGAAUCAA
Molecule: messenger RNA, 1545 nt
Organism: Archocentrus centrarchus (flier cichlid)
Lineage: Eukaryota; Metazoa; Chordata; Actinopteri; Cichliformes; Cichlidae
Product: alanine aminotransferase 2-like
Exons: 11
Coding region: 4-1428 (474 amino acids)
Biological process (GO): biosynthetic process
Molecular function (GO): transaminase activity; pyridoxal phosphate binding
Source: RefSeq, a predicted model, not a curated record